GCGGCAAAGGUGUCGGUGCUGAGUGGCGACUUGCUAUGGCGACGGGAUGAGUGGAUCCGCUUCCGAAGCUGGGCUCCGUGGGGCUCGGGCAGGGGCGGGCGGCGGUGUCGGGAGCUGGCGUAGCCGGGGAGGGCGUACAUGUGGCCCGGCCUCACCUUCCGCGCUCCCGCGGCGCUGCCCACCGUGCCCCUCUCCGCAGGCUGGCUGCCGGCCCUGCAGCUCGUCCGCCGCGGCUCCAAGGCGGUCACCCGGCACUGGAAGGCCAUGCACUUCUAGCGCCAGAAGCUGAUGGCCGUGACUGAGUACAUGGCCCCGCGGCCGGCCGGCCCACUGCAGUGCCUGGCCCCCACCGAGGAGGAGCCUCAGGAGGGUGGGAGCAGGAGAGACAGCGGCCGUGGCUCCCGGCCCAUCGCUGCUGACUGCCCUCAGGACAACGGCUACGCGUGGCUGCUGCAGCGGCAGGUGCAGGAGGUGUUCCAGGACAACAGGAUGAUUGUCGUCUGUCAGUAAAACUCCAUGCCCGGCGAGGAUAUGGUACUGAUGAGGCACUACCUCCGCAAGCACAACAUCGAGGUCAAGUUCGUCCUGAAUGAGAUUGUCAGACCCAUGCUGUCACAGUCCAAGUACAAGAACCUUCUCCUUCUUUUCGUGGCGUGCAACAUCCUCUUGGUGAGCCCAGAAAGGAAGACAAGGGAGAUGCUGCGGGUGCUGAGGGGAGUCCCACAGAUCAACCUCCUAUGCGCCUACAUCGAUUACACCAUCCUGAGCAAGCAGAGUGUGGAGAGCUUCACCAAGCUGCCCUCGCUGGAGGCUGCCCAGGGGAAUGCACUGGGUGCCCUGGGCCUCCUGCUCCAGCGCUGCUCUGCGCACCUCACAGCUCUCCUGGACUGGGGGCAGUCCCGGUUCCUCGGCAUGUCCUGGGUGCUGGUGGCUCCAGUCAUCCAUGGUGCAGGGGGCAGAGCUGAGCGGCUCCGGCCCGAUGCCACCGCCUCCUUCCGUGUUCCAGUUCCUGCAGCCACUGGGCAGGAUGUGACCAAUCCCAGCUGCCCGCUCAGGCUGGGAUUUUGGGAACCUGUAUCCUGGUUUGGCAGGUGCCGGCACAGACCAGGGCUGAUCCUGGUCUCUGAACCCCAAGUCACUCUCUCGAUUGUGCCUGCCGCGGGGUUGCCUCGUGGCACUGAGUCCAUGGGUCAAUGGGGUGGGGCAGUGGGGCCGGACUCUGGACUCGCCAGGCAGGUGAGGACUGGGUGGCAGAGCUGAGAUAAGGCAGAGUGGGUCAAAGGCUCCUUCUCGUAUGGAAGUGUAGCAAUGUACCUGAAGGAAAAUGGAAAUGUGGCCCACUCAGACUUUGGUUAUAUGAGACCAUAAGCUGCAUGAGGCUCAGACAUAGGCCUCAGAUGCAGGCUCAGACUUUGGCUAUAUCAGACAGUGAACAAUGGACCUAAAGAAUAGUCAAGGACGAGUUGCUUAUUAGAAUGUAGAGAUAAAGGCAGCUACGUGUGUGGGAAAGAUACUGUGUAAGCUUAGAAUAGAAAUGAGAUAGAGAAGGAAUUAGGUAAAAGAAUGUAGAAACUGCUGCUAUCAAGAUACUAACAUAGUUAAGCUUAACAAAUCAUAUUCUGCUAUUAGGCACGUGAACAGAGCAUGAUCGACUGAGCUAUCCAAUCAGAAUGCAUCAUGCAUGUAGGAAAUAAUAACAUAUAUAAUGUGAUUGAAUGCAAAAAUAAAUGGCUUCUGCAUUGAU
Molecule: messenger RNA, 1744 nt
Organism: Colius striatus (speckled mousebird)
Lineage: Eukaryota; Metazoa; Chordata; Aves; Coliiformes; Coliidae
Product: large ribosomal subunit protein uL10m-like
Exons: 5
Biological process (GO): translation
Cellular component (GO): mitochondrial large ribosomal subunit
Molecular function (GO): structural constituent of ribosome
Source: RefSeq, a predicted model, not a curated record